GCCGCAGGUUGCAGUGUGUGGCCGUCAGUGCCAAGGUCGGUAUCAGGUGUAGACGGGCUGACAGGAGGUGCUACUUAAGGCGGAGAGGCGGGCGGGGCCAUCAUUCUCAGCCACGCGUCUCGGCAUGAAGGUUGUGACGCAGGUGGUAGUGUGCUUAGCAGUGUGGGUGGCGGCAGCGGCGGCUGCGGCAGACCCAGAUGGCUCCUACCACCUAGAUUCACGUGGGGUGCAGGUGCAGUUAGGACUCACGCCACCCCACCAACUGCUCGAAACCCACCGCGCUGCCACUCAGACUUUCAGGCGUGACGGUGAUGCCGUGGGAAUGGCAUAUGGGGCAGCCCGGAUGGAGCCGCGCGAUUCUAGUCCCCAGUACGCGUGGGCAUACGAAGUUGCUGCACCAUCUAGCGGAGAUAGGAAGUCAGCGCGGGAGGAGCGUCGCGGGGACGUGGUGGUGGGCCAGUACAGCCUGGUGGAGCCUGAUGGUUCUUACCGUGUAGUGGACUAUUUUGUAAGACCUGACACUGGCUUCCACGCAACUAUCAACAAGGACGACACCCCUGAGGCUUUGGCUCAGCAGUAUGCAGUGCAGUACUCUGCUCAGAGCCGGAGGCAGCCACUCGCACCCACUCAGAUCCACGACCACGGUGCCCAACAGGCAAUCAGGGAUCACUUCAAGACCCCACAACUCAGGGAUCAGUUCCACAGCCGACAGCCUGAAGACCACUUCCAAAGCGCACAACUCAGGGCUCAGUUACAAAGUCCACACGUUAAAGCUCCUAUCGAGACCACACAAUUCAAAGAUCAGAUGCAAACCUCACAGGUGAGAGAUCAAAGUCAUAGUCUACAAGCUAAGGAGCAUUUCCAGAUUCCACAGUUUCAGCAUCGGUUCCAGAAGCCAGACGUUAAAGAUUUCUUCCAGGGCCAACAGUUCAUGCAUUUCAAAGAUCAGCUACAAAGCCCACAGCUCAAAGAGCAGUUCCAAAGCCCACAACUAAGAAAGCAAACCCCAACCCCCCAGACUGAAGACCAUUUCCAAACUCCACAAAUGAAUGAGCACUUCCAAACUCCACAAAUAAAAGAGCCGUUCCAAACUCCACAAAUGAAGGAGCAAUUCCAAACUCCACAAAUGAAGAUGAAGGAGCAAUUCCAAACUCCGCAUAUGAAGGAGCAAUUCCAAACUCCACAAGUGAAGGCGCAGGUUCAAACUCCCCAAAUACAGGAGCAAUUUCAAGCUCCACAAAUGAAGGAACAGGUUCAAACUCCACGAAUGAAGGAACAAUUCCAAACUCCACAAAUAAAGGAGCAGGUUCAAACUCCACGAAUGAAGGAGCAAAUACAAACGCCACAAAUGAAGGAGCAGCUGCAAAGCUCACAAUUCAAGCAACAUUUCCAAAGUCAACAGUUUAAGAAUGAAUUCAAGAGACCACAAUUUCAGCUGCAGUUUCAGAACCAACAAUUUAAGGAACAAUUCCAAAGCCCACAAUUCAACCAGCAUUUCCAAAGCCCACAAUUUAAGGAACUGUUCCAAAAUCAGCAGCUUCAACAGCAGUUCCAGAGUCCACAAUUCAGAGCUCAAUAUCAAAGCCCACAGCAACAAAUCCAGAUCUCACCGAUGCCAUCUCAGCAGUUCAUGGAUCAGCCAACAAUUCAAUUCCAAAAUCCACAGUUCAGUGGGCACCAUUUCUUCAGGCCACAGUCCCAAAGCCCACAGAUCCAGAGCCCACACUUUAAAGAUCACUUUGCCAUGCCACAGGAUAUGGAUCGCUUUAAUAUGCAGGUACUAGAUGACCAACGGUUGGCUGGAAAUCAGUUCAAACAUCCAUAUUUCAGCAGACACCAGUUCCUAAGCGAAGGGCUCAAGCAAGGACGGUUCCAAAGUCAAGAUCUCAUGAAAACUGUUCAGAAUCAACAGUCAUUGAAUCAAGAGGCUGGCAGACAUCAGCUUCAGCCCCAAAUGACAGGAGGCAAGAUUAAAGACAAAAUAACAGAGGAUCGGUUCAGAAGCAAGCCAUCCAAGGAAGAGCACCAGUCCCCUGACCAAAAAGGUGAUAGAAGUCACCUCCAAGACCAUCAGGCUAAAACACAGCAAUCUGAGAGAGAUGAACUUCAUAGGGACCAAUUCCGCAACCAACAAAAUAAAGAUGACCAAUUUCGUGAAACUCAUGACAGUAGAAGCCAGUUUUUAAGCACAGAUCAAGUCGUGGGACGGUUCAAUGAGGGAAGGUUCCAGAAUCCUCAGAACCAAUUUCAGAAUCAGAGAACUAUUUCAAGAACAUUUCAAAGAGAAAAUGUGAAACCGGAUGAACAGCAGCGUAGUGGCCAGCAAAGCCAUGCUCAGUCAAGCCCCGUACCUGGUUCUGGCGUCACCCUGAAAACUUCCCUUAGCACCUUCGACAGCGAACGCCGUGCUCAAGACUUCACUAGCCAAGGACAUGGCAAUGACAGAAGCAGUGGGGCUCGAACAUAUCUUUCCAUGCAGGGGCAUCCCAAACUCCGUCCUCGCCCUGUCAAUUCCCCUGUGGGCGUGCCUCUAGUCCACCAAUAGUUAUAUCGAAUUCAAAAGAAGUUAUUAAUUAUUCAGGUGAUAGUGGCACCCAGGAGGUCACCACUUAGUGUGCUGGUGAAGGUUGGUUAUGCUUCCUUCUGGGGUCUCUAGUUUGGUGCCUCGGUUCAUUAGUGUGUUGUUACUGCCUACCUGGCCACGCGAUACCUCCAUUAUUAAAGCUCAGCUGGUUGGCUGCUGUUAAGUGCUGAAGAUCAGACUCUUAGUUACAUCUUUUUGUGCUCGAAACAACCUUCAUGUGGUGGCGGUUGGCAGUACAGCAAGCCUCCGAUGAUGUCUCUAUAUUAAAUAAAUAGUGUAGCAUA
Molecule: messenger RNA, 2868 nt
Organism: Portunus trituberculatus (swimming crab)
Lineage: Eukaryota; Metazoa; Arthropoda; Malacostraca; Decapoda; Portunidae
Product: chromatin modification-related protein eaf-1-like
Exons: 3
Coding region: 125-2545 (806 amino acids)
Source: RefSeq, a predicted model, not a curated record